Molecule: messenger RNA, 792 nt
Organism: Gongylonema pulchrum
Lineage: Eukaryota; Metazoa; Nematoda; Chromadorea; Rhabditida; Gongylonematidae
Source: the annotation of a GenBank genome assembly
GAUUUUUUUUUGGCAGGAAGAGAUGAAGGCAUUUUCUGGAUGAAGAUAGUCGGCCUCAUAUCAGGCGGCAAGGACAGCUGCUACAAUUUGAUGAAAUGCAUUGAGCAUGGCCAUGAGAUUGUCUGCUUGGCCAAUUUAUACCCGUCGCCAAGUGGACAGGAAGAGAUCGAUAGCUACAUGUAUCAGUGUGUCGCCUCCAAUGGUGUUCAGCUGUACAGCGAAGCCACGGAUUUACCGUAUUAUGGACGUGAAAUUAAAGGAAGGCCGAUAGAGGUUGGAGCUGAUUACGAACCAACUCGGUGCGAUGAAGUUGAAGAUCUGUAUGAAUUGCUUGCUUUCAUUAAGCGGAAGCAUCCCGCAAUUCAAGCUGUCUCCAGUGGUGCAAUUUUGAGUAGCUAUCAAAAAAAUCGUAUUGAAAAUGUUUGCCAAAGGCUGAAUUUGCAAUCCCUCACUUACCUGUGGAACUUGGACCAGGCGUUCCUCUUCGAUCAGAUCAUUUCGUCCGGCAUUGAAGCAAUUGUGGUUAAAGUUGCAGCGCUUGGAUUAUCCAAGAAUCAUCUCGGAAAACCAUUAAAAGAGAUGAGAAGUAUCCUGCUCGACCUGAACAAUCGUUAUGGUGUUCACAUUUGCGGCGAAGGAGGCGAAUAUGAAACAUUUGUUUUGGAUUGCCCGCUUUUCAAAAAAAAGAUUGUCCUGGAUGAAGCAACAGUCGUGGAUCAUUCCGUGGACGAUUUUGCGCCGGUCGCUUACUUAUCGCUUUGUAAGCUACAUCUGGAGAAUAAAUGCUCCUAG